GUGUAUGCGUGUGUGCAUGUGUACGUGUUAUUUUAGCCACCAAAAUAUUUAAUUUAAUUUCUGACAUAAAUGGCACCGCCAAGAGCCAAUAAUCGUCCUGUGGCCCGACGCAAAAAGUCCAGCAAUCUGUUACAGACGCUUAUGGACAAGUAUGUUAACUGGAACUAUGUUAAAUACCUGGUGUUCGAGCCGGCUGCGCUGCCAAUAGUUGCUGUGCUGAUUGUGUUGGCCGAGGCGGUUAUCAACGUGUUUGUAAUUAACCGUGUGCCCUACACGGAGAUCGACUGGGUGGCCUAUAUGCAGGAAUGCGAGGGCUUUCUCAAUGGCACCACGAAUUAUGCGCUGCUGCGAGGUGACACGGGUCCGCUGGUAUAUCCGGCUGCAUUUGUUUAUAUUUAUUCGGCUCUCUACUACAUCACAUCCCACGGCAGCAAUGUGAGACUGGCCCAAUACAUAUUCGCCUGCAUUUAUUUGUUGCAAAUGUGCCUGGUGUUGCGACUUUAUGCCAAGAGUCGGAAGGUUCCGCCGUAUGUGCUGGUAUUAAGCGCCUUCACCUCCUACCGCAUCCACUCCAUCUACGUGCUGAGACUCUUCAAUGAUCCGGUGGCCAUUCUGCUGCUCUAUGCGGCACUGAAUCUCUUCGUGGAUCGCCGCUGGACACUGGGCAGCGUUUGCUUCAGUUUGGCCGUUGGUGUCAAGAUGAAUAUUUUGUUAUUUGCGCCCGCAUUGCUAUUGUUCUACUUGACCAAUUUGGGAUGGGUCAAGACGGGGCUGCAGCUCACGAUUUGCGCUGGAAUCCAAGUGUUGCUGGGAGCACCGUUUCUGUUGACACAUCCAGUGGAGUAUCUGCGUGGCAGCUUCGACUUGGGACGCAUCUUUGAGCACAAGUGGACGGUUAACUAUAGAUUCCUGACCAGAGAGAUCUUUGAGAAGCGCGAGUUCCACUUGAGCCUGAUGGGAUUGCAUCUGCUGUUGCUUCUAUGUUUCGCCAAGCCCACCUGGACCUUCUUUAGGAGCUAUAUGCGUCUGCGACAAGUGCAGGAUCAGCUCUUGCCGCAAAUCGCGCGCAAGAAUCGUGAAAUGCAAAAGGAGACUCUAAAGAAUAAGACCAAGUCCAAGUCGAAAGUGCCGGAACCGGAGUCGGAGUCGGAGCAGCAGCUAACGAGCGAGCAGAAAUCCUUCCUCAAGUCCUUCGAGCAGGGACUGCAACAGUCAACGGGUCGCAAGGCAGCAGCUUCAACUCCGGCUCCCGUUCCGGAGUCCCAACCGGAACGCUAUGGCAUCCAUUUCGAUCAGUGCACCCAACUGGCAUUGCUGCCCUUCUUCCUCUGCAACUUGAUUGGCGUCGCCUGUGCCCGAUCUCUGCAUUAUCAGUUCUACGUCUGGUAUUUCCAUACACUUCCGUAUUUGGUCUGGUCUACGCCGUAUUCGCUGGGUGUGCGCUAUCUAAUCCUCGGCUUCAUCGAGUACUGUUGGAACACCUAUCCCAGCACAAAUGUGUCCAGCAUUGUCCUGCAUCUGUGUCAUCUGGUGCUGCUUGUGGGCGUGGCACGUCAAGUGUUCAACACGAUGCGUUUGAAUGCCACAGUGAAGCGUCGGGAGACGACCAACCUGCAAAAUGGACAAUCCAAGAAACUACAAUAACGAUCCAAGACUGUAAAGCAUUUGAAAUAAAAAAAUUAUAAAAAAAAAA
Molecule: messenger RNA, 1693 nt
Organism: Drosophila innubila
Lineage: Eukaryota; Metazoa; Arthropoda; Insecta; Diptera; Drosophilidae
Gene: Alg3
Product: lethal(2)neighbour of Tid protein
Exons: 3
Coding region: 70-1644 (524 amino acids)
Cellular component (GO): endoplasmic reticulum
Molecular function (GO): dol-P-Man:Man(5)GlcNAc(2)-PP-Dol alpha-1,3-mannosyltransferase activity
Source: RefSeq, a predicted model, not a curated record